AAGUUUGGUGUUCAUCUUCAAAACCAAACCAGGUGUGUUCUUAUUUCACACACAACACACACUCACCACCUCUACUCACACACACAUCUAUAUGUAUAUAUCUCCGUGUGUAUCUGGUAUGCUCGCUUCCCCUUAAAUCAUUGUGCAUCUAGAUUUAUUGCGCGCGCGCGUGUGUGUGUGUGUGAGCAAGAGAGAGAGAGAGAGAGCCGCUCUGUGUGUGUGCUGAGUUGUUGCUUCGAUACAGUAUUAAUACAGAUAGAUACAAAAAAAGUAUAUGUGUAUAUGAAUUGAUUGAAUUCAAUAGGCGCAUGAGUAGGUUUUAAUGCAUGCAAUUUAGUAACCGCCGCAAAUUUCUUGUAUGGGGCACAAGAAGCGGAAACCCGCUCCUCGCUCCAAGCCUUCCCCGGCGGCGGCGGAGGAUGCCGAAUCUUCCAACGGCGCCGCUGCUAUUGUUGAUUGUGGCGAUUCAGUUCUCGACAAUUCAGCGGAAUCCAUCAAUGGAACAUCUGCUAAAUUAGAGUCAUCGAUUUCAGUAGGCAAUGGCAAUGUAGCUUCCUCUCCAUUGUAUGCUUCGGUGAAGCUCGAAUACGAAAAGGCGCUAGUGGCGUUUCGCCGGGGGAACCACACAAAAGCCCUAAGGUUGAUGAAGGAUUUGUGCUGUAAACACGAGAAUUCGCCGCUCUCGGCCUUGAUUCACCGCGUCCAGGGGACUUUGUGCGUGAAGGUGGCUUCGACUAUCUCGGACCCCAACGUGAAACAGCGGCACAUGAAGAGUGCGAUCGAGAGUGCGAGGAAGGCUUCGAGACAGUCCCCUAGUUCGAUUGAGUUUGCGCAUUUUUACGCCAAUUUGUUGUGUGACGCGGCUAAUGAUGCCAAGGAGUACGAGGAGGUGAUGCAGGAGUGUGAGAGGGCUUUGGCAAUCGAAAACCCUGUCGAUCCUGCUACUGAGAAUUUGCAGGAGGAGAGUCAGCAGAAAAUAUCCACACCCGAGGCUCGGAUUUCCAAUGUCCAGAGUGAGCUCAGUGCAUUGGUGCGGAGGGCGAAUCUUGGAUCUUUGUCGACUUGGAUGCAACAUCUGGGAGAGCAGAAGUUUCGGUUCAUUCCCAUCAGAAGUGCUCCUGAAGAUCCGAUGGAGUUGAGAUUAGUUCAGGCAAAAAGGCCAAAUGAGAUUAAAAAGGUUGCUAAAACAGAGGAGGAGCGUAGGAAAGAAGUUGAGGUGAGGGUGGCUGCAGCACGGCUUAUGCAGCAGCAGUCAGAGUCUCCUCAUUUGGGAAACGGUGGGGAUAACAAUACUAAUAAUAGCAAGGAUUCGGUUCUGGGAUCAGGCCAGAGAGUAGGGGAGAGGAGGAAAAGUGGGAAUAUGAGGAAAUCUGCAUCUUCAGAUGAGAGGAUGGAUUUGGUCAAAUCCUAUUGGAACACUCUAAGUCCAGAGGGGAAGAAAGAUUUACUGACAGUUAAGAUUUCAGAUAUAAGGGCUCAUUUUAGCUCAUUGAAGGAUUGCACAUUCAGUGAAGUACUUAAUGAAGCUCUAUCUUUUGGGGAAGCUAAUAAAAUAUGGAAGUUUUGGGUCUGCUGUCGCUGCAAUGAGAAAUUUGCAGACGUCAGUUCAUUCACGCACCAUGUCGUGCAGGAGCACUUGAGAAGUUCAUUGCCCAAAAUGCAGUCAAUUCUACCUGAAAAUGUGGACGAUGAAUGGGUUGAAAUGCUUCUUAACUGUAUUUGGAAACCAGUGGAUUCGAAUGUAGCUAUUAGAAUGCUUGAAAAACAGUUGAAAUCUGAUACACAUGAUUUACUUGAAGAAUCAAGCUGUAAACACAAUGCAGAUGAUUCAAAAGAAUGUUAUCUUGACACUUACUGCAAUGAAUAUGAAGGGGACUCAUCACCUGGAAAGAAGACAUCUAGUGAGGAUUGCAAUGGCAGUAAGCAGGAUAUCAGGAAGUUUGAAGAUGUUGAGUGGAUGGACUGUAAUGAUCUUCCAAGUAGUAAGGAAAAUUUAUUCUUUGACUGGCCUUUGUCAGAUGACCCCGAGCGCACAAAGCUUCUUGAAAGAAUCCACUCUCUUUUUGAGGCACUUAUUAAACACAAAUGUCUGGCAUCUAGCCAUCUUAGUAAGAUUAUACACUUUGCUUUGGAGGAGCUGCAGAGUAUAGCUUAUGGUUCUCAACUUGACUUUAAAGUGAACCAAACACCUUUGUGCAUCUGUUUUCUGGGUGCUCCUGAGCUUAAGAAAAUACAAAACUUUUUACAGGAAAUUUAUCAGACUUGUGGAUUAAAGAGAUACUCCGAUAAAACCGCCAUAGGAGAUGAUUCCAGUUGUCCAGGGCAGGGUGAUAUUAUGGAGAAGAUAACACUCAGACAAGACGCUUCCCUUUUGGUGAUUGAUGAGCAAUGUCUUCCCUGCAAGAUCCCUUGUUUAUCCUCUAGCAAUGUAGUUAGUUAUGUUUCGGGUACACCUGUUACAUCCCAUCUCAGCUAUGAUAAUGGUGUCAUACUCGAUUCAGAUGCUUUAUUGUCCUGGAUAUUUACAUGUGCCUCAGCCAGUGAACAGUUGGCAUCCUGGAAAUGUGCGACAGCGGAAAAAGCUCAGCAAGGUCUGGAAAUACUCCAGUUGCUGGAGAAGGAGUCUUGCCAUCUCCAGGACUUGUGCGAAAGAAAAUGCGAGCAAUUAAACUAUGAGGAGGCAUUGCAGGCUUUAGAAGACAUGUGUUUGGAAGAGGGAAGGAAAAGAGAAAAUGCAGUGGGUUUUGUCUGUCAAAGUUAUGAAUAUGUCCUUAAGAAAAGGCGUGAAGAACUCAUUGAAGAUGGCUGCGGAAUUACACUUAUCAGCAACAGAUUUGAAUUAGAGGCUAUAGCUAAUGUUCUUAAGGAUGCAGAGUCCCUAAAUAUGAACCAAUUUGGUAUUGAGGAAGCUUACAAUGGCAUUACAUCUCUCAGAGACCUGGGAUCUGGUCAAGAAUAUGAUUGGAGAAUGAAGGACCAUCUUCAUCAGGUGGAUUCUUGCGUAGAAGCUGCAAUACAGAGACAGAAAGAACAUGCCUCUACUGAGAUCAGCAAAAUAGAUGCAAGAAUCAUGAGAACAGUUUCAGGGAUGCAGCAACUGGAAGUUAAGCUUGAGGCUGCAUCUCACCAUGAUUUCAGAUCAAUUUUAUUACCUCUGGUUAUAUCAUUUGUGCGGGCACAUUUGGUUGAUCUGGCUGAGAAAGAUGCUACAAAAAAAUCUGAUGCUGCGAGGGAUGCAUUUUUAGCUGAACUUGCUCAGGAUUCCAAAAAGGGUGGUACAAUAAUUGAUGGCUCAAAACCCGUGCAUGAGAGGGCAAGGGAUAAGAAAAAAUGUAGGGACAACCCAAAAAACAAUGAUCAAAAGGCUACCAAUAAUGGUAACUUGCAUGGCCAGACAGAUAAAGCGAUUUUAUUUCCAAGUGAUCAAGAAGUGGAAGGCCCAGGUUUUGAAAUUACUUCUUCUGGACGUGUUGAUGCCUUAAAAGUACACAGUGAAGAGAACCAAAAAAGAAGUGAGCUUGAAGCUGAAGAAAGAAAGCUUGAGGAAACUUUGGAAUAUCAAAGACACGUAGAAAAUGAGGCCAAACAGAAUCAUCUUGCUGGGCAGCAUAAAAGAGCUUUGAACAUAACCAAUGGGAAGACAGAAUCAUUUGAGAUACUAGAGGCCUAUCGGAAACCUAGUGAUGAUGAAAAAUAUGUCAAUGAGCAGCAGAAAAAUAUGAAGGGUCUCGUGAUUCAGGAGGGUGGUGUGGCGAAUUAUAUGGAGGGUACGGUGAAGAAUUAUGCAAAUGAGCCUUUGUUGAGAAAUGGCUUACCAAAUGAAGGUGUUCCACAUGAUGGUGGCUUGUAUUUUGAACAACGCUCGGGAAGAAGAGGUAGACGGCACAGGGGUCCUACCAAAUAUGUGGAUGGCAAUGAUUUUGGUCUACCUAGUCUUCGGAAAAGCUCCCCAGGGGAGGGAGAUGAUGUAGAGAAUAUGUUGAGGCGGCAUCUCGUAGAAAAGGACGAUGAAGAAAGGUUUCAAGCUGAUAUUAAGAAAGCUGUACGCCAAAGCCUUGAUGGUGAAAAUGGGAAAGAAACAUGUGGAACAGGGUUAAAGAAUGAAGUCGGUGAAUAUAAUUGUUUCCUCAAUGUAAUAAUUCAGUCAUUAUGGCACCUAAGACGGUUUCGAGAUGAAUUUUUGGGGAAACCAUCAUCUGAACAUGUUCAUGUUGGCAAUCUUUGUGUUAUAUGUUCAUUGCAUGAUAUCUUUAUUGCUCUGAGCCUGGCAUCUACGGAUAAAAAGAGAGAAGCUGUUGCACCUACCUCCUUGAGAGUUGCUCUCAGUAACUUGUAUCCUGACAGUAAUUUCUUCCAGGAGGGUCAGAUGAAUGAUGCUUCAGAAGUGCUGGAGGUGAUAUUUAACUGUCUCCACCAAGCAUUUACUCCUGCAUGUGAUUUAUCUGAUACAGAAUCAGUAGAUGGAAAGUGCAAAUGCCCCUGUAUCGCACAUUUAAUUUUUGGAAUGGACAUUUUAGAGAGAAUGAAUUGUUACAACUGUAGCUUGGAGUCCAGAUACUUGAAAUACACAUCUUUCUUUCAUAAUACAAAUGCCAGUGCUCUGAGAACAAUGAAGGUUAUGUACCCUGAGGACUCCUUUGAUGAGCUUUUGAACCUGGUUGAAAUGAAUCACCAGUUACCUUGUGACCCUGAGGCUGGUGGGUGUGGGAAGCCUAACUAUAUCCAUCACCUUCUCUCCAGGCCACCACAUGUUUUCACAACAGUCCUGGGAUGGCAGAAUACUUGUGAGAAUGUUGAAGUUAUAAAGGCAACUUUAGUUGCUUUAUCCACGGAGAUUGAUAUCAGUGCCCUUUACCGAGGUCUUGAUCCGCGGAACAGACAUCGCUUGGUUUCAGUGGUUUGCUAUUACGGACAGCACUAUCACUGUUUUGCUUACAGUCGCGAUCAUGAACAUUGGAUGAUGUACGAUGACAAUACCGUGAAGGUUAUUGGUUGCUGGAAUGAUGUUAUUGCAAUGUGUGAAAGAGGACAUCUACAACCCCAAGUCCUCUUCUAUGAAGCUGCAGACUAGCACGAAGAGGCCAUUUUAUGGAUCUGGUGAUGCAUUCCAAUGCCUACCGUGUGGGAUUUUCUAACUCGAUGUGAAGCCUGAACUGUAUUAUAAUGUGAAGGGAUCACUAGGCAAACUUGGAAGUCUCAGAAAAGUGGUAACAUACCAAUAUGAGAAUAAGAACUAGGUUUUGGUUCAAGUUGCUGACGAGGACACCACCUCCAUCGAUUAUUUUUCGAAUUUUGAUAUCUUUUCUUCUGGUUCGGGCCACAAUCCGUUAGUUUACAAAAUUAUACAAAGAAUUUUCUAUACUUAGAUUCACUGGCUGGUACAAGAAAACUGUGUAUAGAAGAGAUACCUUACCCCUAGGAAACUAGUAUUUGGUGAGUAGGAAUUUUCUCUGAGGACUAAGAUCUUUUAGGCAGAAUUGAAUGUUAAAGAUAUUAUUAUGCUUUAGUGUGUUCCUUUUUUUACUCA
Molecule: messenger RNA, 5527 nt
Organism: Salvia splendens (bonfire salvia)
Lineage: Eukaryota; Viridiplantae; Streptophyta; Magnoliopsida; Lamiales; Lamiaceae
Exons: 15
Coding region: 359-5071 (1570 amino acids)
Biological process (GO): protein deubiquitination
Molecular function (GO): protein binding; cysteine-type deubiquitinase activity
Source: RefSeq, a predicted model, not a curated record